This is a messenger RNA of Fragaria vesca subsp. vesca, 1790 nucleotides long. RefSeq names its product CAAX prenyl protease 1 homolog. Bases 80 to 1360 code for a protein of 426 amino acids. Gene Ontology annotation, molecular function: metalloendopeptidase activity. Lineage: Eukaryota; Viridiplantae; Streptophyta; Magnoliopsida; Rosales; Rosaceae. Gene Ontology annotation, biological process: CAAX-box protein processing. The transcript is spliced from 14 exons. The record is from RefSeq and is a predicted model, not a curated record. Gene Ontology annotation, cellular component: endoplasmic reticulum membrane.
GAUCCGUGACUAUAUAUAGUCCUGGCAAAAACAACUUCCUUCUUCACAAAAAAAACCUCACCUCCCUCCACACUCAGCCAUGGAGUCCUCCUUCCCUUUCCUCGAAUCCGUGAUUGGUUUCAUGAUACUAAUGUACUUCUUUGAGACUUAUUUGGAUACUCGGCAACACUCUGCUCUCAAACUUCCGACCCUUCCCAAAACUUUGGAAGGAGUAAUCAGCCAAGAGAAGUUUGAGAAGUCGCGAGCCUACAGUCUUGAAAAGAGUCAUUUCCAUUUUGUUCAUGAGUUUGUGACAAUACUGAUGGAUUCAGCAAUUUUGUUCUUUCGAGUUUUGCCUUGGUUUUGGAAGAAAUCUGGAGACUUUGUGGUUUUGGCUGGCCUCAAUGCCGAAAAUGAAAUACUGCAUACACUUGCAUUUUUAGCUGGUGUUACGAUUUGGUCACAGAUCACUGAUUUGCCAUUUUCUCUGUACUCCACAUUUGUGGUUGAGGCACGUCAUGGUUUCAACAAGCAAACAAUAUGGUUAUUCUUUAGAGACAUGUUGAAAGGAAUUUGCCUUAUGGCGAUCCUCGGUCCACCGAUUGUGGCGGCAAUCAUUGUGAUUGUACAGAAAGGAGGUGCUUACUUGGCCAUUUAUCUUUGGGGAUUCAUGUUUGUGCUCUCUCUUGUUAUGAUGACGAUCUACCCUAUUCUAAUAGCUCCACUCUUCAACAAGUUUACCCCUCUUCCGGAGGGUCCGCUCAGGGAGAAAAUUGAGAAGCUCGCUUCUUCCCUCAAUUUUCCAUUGAAGAAGUUGUUUGUUGUUGAUGGAUCUACAAGGUCAAGCCAUAGCAAUGCCUAUAUGUACGGAUUUUUUAAGAACAAGAGAAUUGUCCUCUAUGAUACAUUGAUUCAGCAGUGCAAAAAUGAUGAAGAAAUUGUAGCUGUUAUUGCUCAUGAGCUAGGCCAUUGGAAGCUUAAUCACACAAUGUAUUCAUUUAUUGCGGUGCAGAUCCUUACACUUAUGCAAUUUGGGGGAUACACUCUAGUAAGAAAUUCGAGCAGUCUGUUCCAAAGUUUUGGGUUUGAUACCCAGCCGGUCAUCAUUGGACUCAUCAUAUUUCAGCACACCAUUAUCCCUGUUCAGCACCUAGUUAGCUUUGCUCUUAACCUUGUGAGCCGAGCUUUUGAAUUUCAGGCUGAUGCUUUUGCUAAGGCGCUUGGCUAUGCUGCUUCACUUCGAGCUGGUCUUGUUAGGUUACAGGAAGAGAAUUUGUCAGCUAUGAACACUGAUCCUUGGUACUCGGCGUAUCACUAUUCUCACCCACCGCUUGUCGAAAGAUUAGCUGCAAUUGAUGAAGAGACCAAGAAAACAGACUGAUAUGGUAAACCCAUGGAUGAUCACACAAAUACGAUGCAUCAAUCUCCAUUGACAAAGAGCAUAGCGCUCAUUAUUGUCAAACGGCUGUUUUUGUUUCCUUUUAGUUUUAAAUUCAACGAGGAUUCAUAUCCAUAGUUGGAAAAUAGAACACUACUUAUUAUUAAUAGGAUAUGAAGGGGCUACAGUGAAUCAGUGAGAGGGUCAGAUGCAAAAUGAAUAUAAGUGCACAAACAAAAAACAACCUGUUUCUGUUGUGUAUAUUGUUUCAAUGAGCUAGCAGCUAGUAAGAACAUAUUUCGUAGCAGUUCUCUUUCAGCCUUGUACCAUCUUUCUUUUACUUGAAUUAGUACGACAGUAUCCGAUAAUCACAUGCUUAAGCUAACCACAGUAUCUGCUAAUCGAUUGUUAAUCAUAUGUUAGAAUUUCCUGC